AUGAAUAAUAUUAAACAAGGGAAUGAAGAAGUUUAACCAAAAUUAAAAGAAUUGAAUAAAAGGGUAGAUUUUAUUUUAGAGAAGGUUCAAUUACACGAACGUAAAAUUCAAAGCAUGAGUGAAUACUUUUCUAAGAAUUUUGAAAAGAAGGAAGAUAAGGAUAUUAUCAAAUAAAGACAAUAAAUUUAAGAAAUUAUUAAUAGCUAAAUUGAAUCUUAAUUACAUAAAAUUUAUAAAUUCUGGGCUUUUGAGAAAAAUCAUAAUUUAUAAACAGAUCCAGAUUUAGAUAAAUAUCUGUGGGAACUUAUAUAACCAUUAGAAUAAGUAGAUUAAAAUAAUUCUGAAGAUCGAAUAAAAUGCAUUGAAGCUUAAAUAAAAUAAUUAUCAGAUGAAUCUCAUAAUAAAUAUUUUGAAAAAGAAUUCUUAUAAAUAAAAACUCAGUUGAAUCACUAAGAUUAGAUUAUUUAAUAAUAUAAAGAAUAAAACAAUUAAUUUACCAAUAUGAAUCAAUAAUAAAAAAGUUUACUUAACUCAUUUUAAUAAUAAUUAUAAGAGUAAUAAUAAAAAAACAAUAUUUAUGAAAAUCAAAUAAAUAGCUUUGAUAACAAAAUAAAAUAAUUAUCAGAAAAAUGUUUAAAUAAAAAUUUUGAAUAAGAACUCUUAUAAAUAAAAACUCAGUUGAAUCACUAAUUAGAAUAAAUUAAUACUAUUAAGGAUUAAUUUGAUAUAUUUAAAACUAAUAUAAAUCAAUUAACUUAGCCUUAAGAAAAUAUAAAUUUUAAGAUUGAACUAAAGAAAUUAGAAUAAAAAUUAGAGUAAGACUUUCAGACAUAAAUUUAAUAAAUAUCUAAUAAUGUAGAAAACUUAGAUAAAUUAUAAUAAACACAACAUAAAUAAAAUUAUGUCGGAUAAGAAUAAAUGUAAAAUUAAAUGACUUUUAAAUUAAUAGAAUUCGAUCAAUUUAACUAGAAAAAUUAAGAAUUACAUAAUUAAAUAGAUAAACUUGAAUAGAAUAAUUUAAAUUUAUAAUAGAAUAUAAAUUAGUAAUAAAAUCAAUUUAAUAUUAUUAAGGAAUAAUUUGACAGAAUUGAAAAUGCAUGGAAAUCAAUUGCAGGAAAUAACAAUACAAAUUAAACAUUCUAGACAAAACAAUAACAAAAUUAAUUUAAUUAAAAGAAUUAGAAUUAAAAUCUUCAAAAACAAUAACAAUAAUUUAACAAAAUUGAUUUUGGAACAUUAUAACCAUAAAAAUCAAGUUAAACUUAAAUAAAUCUUUAAAAUCAAUAAUUUAUUCAAACUGAUUAAAAUAAUGAGAAAUCAAUUGCAGGAAAUAAAAAUACAAAUUAACCAAUUUAAACAAUAAUAUAAUUAAAUUCUUAAUAGACAAACCAAUAAUAAAAUUUAUUUAAUUAACAGAAUUAAAAUUAAAAUCUUUUAUAAAAAUAAAGUUAAAUUAAAAUUUAAACUAAUGUUUAAAAUCAAUAAUUUAUUCAAACUGCUUAAUAACAAGACCCUUUUAAAGUUCAAUAAUAAUGUAAUUAAUAAUAAAUUCAAUUAAAUUCAUAAUAAGAAUAAUAAGGUUUCUUAAAUAUGAAUUAAUUUAAGUCAAAUUUAAAAGUUUAACCCAAUAAUAAUAAUGAAAUAAACUCUUAAUAAAAACCUCCUUUUAAAUAAGAUAUUUAUUAAUUCUAGAAUAGAAAUUCUGAAUCUUAAAUAGAUGAAAUAUAAUUAUUCAAAAAAGAUUAAGUCAGAUGUAAAAAAGUUUAAAAUAUUAUUAAUAAAAUAUAUUAGACUACAACCUAUUAAAGAUCAAUGCAUGAUAAAUAUCAAUAGUUUAUAAGAGAAGUUGAAGAUUUUCAUUCACUUUGUAAAAAUUAUGGAAUUAAACUUAUAUAAUAAAGAUAAUAGUUAAAAGAAUUAUGUAAUUCUUUUAGAUAAGUUAGAGGUGAUGGAAAUUGUUUUUAUACUGCUUUUGGGUUUCAAGUAAUUCAAAUAAUAAUUGGAGAAUAUUCUACUCAAUAAUUUUAAGAUUUUGUAAAUAAUUUGAAUGGAAAAUUUAAAUGUUAAAUAAUAGUUGGAAAUGAAAUGUUUUAUGGCGAUGAAUUUCAUAAUUUAAUUUAUAAUGAAUUCUUAUUUAGAAUAGAAUAAUUUAGAUAAAUAAAAAACAAAGAAGAGAGAAUAAAAUAAUUUAUUUAACAUUUUUAGGCUUUUGAAUAGUUAGAAGAUGAAUCAAUUGAUGGAUGUCUAUAUGGAUUAUCAACUAUUUUCUUUAAAAAUCUUUCAAAUUAUUUAGUUUCAAUUAGUGAUUAAAAAGAUUUGGUUACUGAUUAAGAAACUAUAUUAUUAUGGGAAAAAGAAUGCAAUUCUAAUGAAUUUGUUAUAUCUCUAUUAGCUAACUAUUUACAAAUGUAAUUUAUGUUCAUAUUUAUUUAGACAUAUUAAACUUUUAUUUUUUAAUCAUGGAAAUUAUUAAUUAAGACAAUAUAAUCAAAAUGCUAAUCUAUCUAUUUUAUUAUUGAUCUAACCAGGACAUUAUAAUAUUGGUAUUAAAGAUAUUGAUUAAUAAUAAUAUUGA
Paramecium sonneborni is the source of this 2575-nucleotide messenger RNA. The record is from the annotation of a GenBank genome assembly. Lineage: Eukaryota; Ciliophora; Oligohymenophorea; Peniculida; Parameciidae.